AAUAAGGACGCACUUCAACUGCUAGAAAAAGUAUGGAAAGCUCGACAGGAAUUGGAUGGUCAAGAUCAUCCGAAUACUCUACUAACGAUGAGCACAAUUUCUGUCUGUUAUUUUCACCUUGGACAGAUUCAGAAGGCUUUGGCUCUUCAAGAAGACCUAUUAACGACCCAUAAAAGGAUUAUCGAGAAAGAGCACGCAAAUACCCUAGAUAUUAUGCUUAACGCCUCCUUUAUCUAUGCCAGCUUGGGAAAACAUCAGAAAGCUCUUGAAAUACAACAAGAUCUGGACGAACUUCUCAGGAGAAAAGUUGGUGAGGAACAUCCACUUACCCUUCUGAAUAUGAGUAGCUUGGGCCAUUCCUACUCAAACUUUCGAAGAUAUGAAGAGGCUCUCACCCUGCAGGAAAAAGCCUUAGCAACAAUGAAAGCAUUAUUUGGUGAAGAGCAUCCAACUACUCUUAUAU
Messenger RNA from Acaulospora colombiana, 463 nucleotides. The record is from the annotation of a GenBank genome assembly. Lineage: Eukaryota; Fungi; Glomeromycota; Glomeromycetes; Diversisporales; Acaulosporaceae.